ACCUGACCGGCUGCCGGACACCGCGCGUGCGCAGCCAUCAGGCAGCGGGAAGAGCGGAGUGCGCAGGCGCGGGUAAGAUGGCGGAUGACAAGGAUACCCUGGGCAAGCUGAAGGAUCUUGCGCAGCUGAAGGGUCAACUGGAGAGCAUCCAGCGGAGGGUGGAGGAGGAGGUCCAAAUGGGAUUGCCCAAUGGUGGCUCCCUGUUGGCUUCUCCGUUCCUGAAGGGAUUCCUGGCAGGAUACGUUGUGGCAAAACUGCGAGCCUCCGCCGUCCUGGGCGUGCUGGUGGGGACAGCCACCGGGAUUUAUGCAGCCCAAAACUACAACAUCCCCAAUGUAGAAAACACAAUCAAAGAUUACCUGAACUCAAUGAAGAAAGGACCAAAAUAAGGGACGUUUUCCCCGUUGCCGCAGUCUGGGAGCCAGCUGGCUCUGUCCCAAGUGUCAGGGACGGGGGAAUCGCUGGACAAUCGAACACAAGCUUGGAACAUAACUGACCUUUGAUAUUAUCGGUGUAAACAACUUACUGUAACUUGACUGGCUGUAGCUUGAAGCUUUCAAUGAAUCUGACUGAAAGACGGGUGCUUGUGAAUGCACAA
Molecule: messenger RNA, 598 nt
Organism: Carcharodon carcharias (great white shark)
Lineage: Eukaryota; Metazoa; Chordata; Chondrichthyes; Lamniformes; Lamnidae
Product: SLC35A4 upstream open reading frame protein
Exons: 3
Coding region: 78-389 (103 amino acids)
Source: RefSeq, a predicted model, not a curated record